CAGCGCUGGACUUUUCGCACGCAUCUCAUCCGCAAUUCGCUGCAGCAGGGCUGGAUGCCGAGUCUGGAGCAAGUCAGAUCUCUAGUCCGCAAAUGGAGGAACCAACUUCAGCUGGCGUUGCAAUUUCGGCGCCAAUGAGAACGAAAAUCCGCAAGAUAACAAACGAAGACAUCGACUCUGGGCUGUAUGUGCCCUUGCGAGUUCAUGAAGCAUCCGUCGAGUCCUCAAUAUACGUUCCGAACCCUGCUAAUCGCGUUGGCGUGUGCCUGACAGUAAAUCUGCAUGAGGAGUUUGUCGCAACGGAGGCAGAGAUGUCAAAGAUCAAAAAGGAGGAAGAACAAGAAGUGGGGACGCAAGUUGCUAAAGAAUCGCGUGGCACUAGUAACAACAACAAGUCGAAGAAAAAAGCGAAGGAUGCAGAAGAAGACGAGGAGCAGGCGAACGGCAGCACGACCAAGCAAUCUCACACAAAAGCAGCAGUAAAAGCAAAGAUUUGGGAAGGCGCAAGCGUGGCUUCAUCUGCUAAGGCAACUCGGGGCAAUAUGACUGAUGGCGAAUGCCAUUUCUUCAAACCCGACAAGGAAAAGAAAACUACUGCAUCCGCGAAAGCGGGAUCUUCUUCUAGCACAAAUGCGCCCACAACUUCAACGAGCGUGCCAGCGUCUUCUGCGGGUGAAAAAAGAGAUGCGUCUGCUUUUACUUGUGCCGGAAGUUCACCAAACAGCAGGGGGACACCUGAUCAUUCUUCAACAGCGGCGGCCAUAUCAACUUCUGCGAAGACUACGCUGCUAUCAGGUGCUGCGGUAGCUCGCUUGCCACCAAUUCCAGAAGAGGACGAGGAGGCUCCAAGUGAGAAUAACGGCAAAGCCGCAGUAGACAACUUUCCAGAAGAACUCAACGACACAGCCCAGAACCGAGCUGCUGCACCAGGCCGACAGCAGUUGCGAAAGGCUGGAUCACGUCGCAAGUCCUUGCCUCGCAUUCCGCUGUUUGCUCUGAGCUGCGAUGAUCAUCGGUAUUUCAUGAUCCCUGAUCCCGAAUGCAAGCUGUUCCGGCGGUACCGCAAAGCCGUCAAAACGGCAGGGAAGGAGCUCUUCAUGCUGCUCAAGCGCAAAGAUUUGGGGCUGCAAAAAGCAACAGCACGAUUCGGCCAAGCUGAGGCCGCCGCGAUGUUACGUGCGUGGGGCGCUCGCAACAGUUUCAUCACAGAAAACUUCGACGAUCAAGGGCCUAGUAGUCGAACCUCCCCAGAAGAUGAAAAGGAGACUCAAGACAAAUACAAAGAGCACACUCAGCCCUACAUCAGCGCGAUGUGCGUUCUUGGUCUUACUUCGAACGAGAAGCAGGGGUACGUUCAGACCCUUAGGCGUACGGACUUGCAGUGGAUCAAGCCACCAGCAUCCAGCACAGCUACAGCAGCAGAAGGCACCGCGGGCGCUGUCGGGUCUAGUUCCAGUAGCAGCAGCUGCAGCGCAGCGAAAGACACGAACUCGAAGAAGCGGGCGCGACCUGUGUAUGCACAGAAACCAGUCGGGCCAAGCGAUGACGAAAGUGAUUGCGCUUCUGAUGCUGCGAUAGUAGAUAAUAUGCUGGGGAUUAAUGAGGACUCGGCCAGUGAAUAGACUGAAACUGCACUAGCGCGGGGCCGUGCUUUGGUAGAAGAAGAGCCAUGAGGGGACUGCCAUGGAGAUAGCAGCAUCAUAGGGCGUGCUUUGAAAAGUUCUACUGCACCGAGUUUCCAUCUUAGGCUUUCGCUUGAUUUUUAUACUUCUUUUUGAUCUCAGUCUUCACGUUCAUUUUCAUGUUCAGAAUGAUCCUCAGGAGUUCAAGAAUUGGUCCAGAGUCGACCUCUAUAUUAUGGUUUUAUAUUUUGCUCAUUUCGAAGCGUUCACACGACUAGUAUCUUGAUUUCAAGUUGAUAAUAUAGACAAAAUAUAAAACAAAAUAUAAAACAAAAUAUAGUAGACGUUUUUGAGUCCUCAAAUCAAUAGAACUUCGGUGGGGAAGCAUGUGACAUUUUUGCACAUAAGUUGAAGUCUGUAGGGUACAUGCAAACGAGCAAGUGCGCAGGCUCUCUUGCGGAAGUAUGUAGGCGUCAUGCAGCGCCAUUCUGUAGUCGACAUGCAGCGACGCACCUUAAUGUUUACAAGCUUGCAACACCAUAAGACUGGUGAUCUUUUCAAAUUAUAGCUAGUUGCACUGUAGCAAGAAGGGAAGACAGUAGGGACUUCCUUGGCGAAGUCAGGUAAAAGAGUGCCUUGCUGCAGCACAGGC
Molecule: messenger RNA, 2274 nt
Organism: Amoebophrya sp. A25
Lineage: Eukaryota; Dinophyceae; Syndiniales; Amoebophryaceae
Source: the annotation of a GenBank genome assembly